Molecule: messenger RNA, 1426 nt
Organism: Pseudovirgaria hyperparasitica
Lineage: Eukaryota; Fungi; Ascomycota; Dothideomycetes; Acrospermales; Acrospermaceae
Product: ribosomal protein L22
Exons: 3
Coding region: 330-1178 (282 amino acids)
Biological process (GO): ribosome assembly; translation
Cellular component (GO): mitochondrial large ribosomal subunit; ribosome
Molecular function (GO): structural constituent of ribosome
Source: RefSeq, a predicted model, not a curated record
ACAUCACCGCAUCUCGAUUCUAGAGCUUCCAAGCUCUGGCAUCGAUUGCUGCAUUUCUUAAAAUGAGUGUACGAACGCAGUCGCGGCGGCUGACACGUCCAGUCACCGCGCUCAUCAAUCCCCAUAGCCAUACUUUCAUACUCCCAAUCCGAUCUGUGACACAAAUCCGCUCUGCCUCCUCCGGAUCAAAGGCCACGCCCAAGACAAAAACCGACACUCAGCCAACGAAUAAGAGUACAACGGAUACCAACCGCUUCACCAAUCCAUACCUCGAAGCCUACGAACGCUCAAAAGCCGAAGACAAAAAUAUUGACCUCAGCAGAGACUCGAUGCCUAGCAGCCCAGCAAGCUUCUUACCUCAGGGCUCUGUUUGGGACGCCGAGUUUCGCCCUCCGAAGGCCCAAUAUCUAGUCGACCCGGACAUCAGUCCUGAAGAGCAACUUCGAGGCACGGUCAAGUAUGAACAAAUUCAACCACCGAGUGACAACACCGAUUCCAUCCCGGUUCCUAUUGAGAUCAAAGACCGGAGAUGGAGCAACAUGGCCUUAAAAUUAGAUCCACGGCCGCUCAAACGUCAACUGUAUCAGCGCAAGAGAAUAACUCGCGCUGUACAGUCAAAAUGGAGCAUGACACGCAAGGAGAUCCUGAACAUGACUGAACGCAAAGUGGUUCAAAGGAGCGCUAAUCUUUCCACGAGCACCAAGAAAUUGAUGUUGCUAGCCCGGCAGGUCGCCGGCAAGACGCUCGAGGAGGCCGAAGCGCAGAUGAGGUUUAGCAAGAAGCGCUACGCUCUGAGCCUACGCCUGCUUUUAGAACAGGUGAGAAAUCGAGCAGUUAUAGAAUCUGGUAUGGGGUUGGGCACAGAUCUCCCGAAAGGGCAGGAGAAGCAUAUCGUAUUGAAGGACGGAAGGAAGCACAAGGUUAAAAACGAAACGGGACUUUAUCUUGAUCAGGCAUGGGUUGAGAAAGGCCAGCAUAUGAAAGAUGUGGAGUUUCGUGCUAAAGGAAAGGUUAACAGGAUUCUGCAUCGACAAUCUCGUGUUGUAUUGCAGUUGAAGGAAGAAAAGACCCGCAUACGAGAACACAAUGAGCGCGAGGCAAAGCGUGCCCAGAGGAAACCCUGGACACAACUCCCAGACCGGCCCGUCACAUUCCAACAUCAGCACUGCCUGUGGUGACGAUUUCUUGUACAUACUUCUAGUGGCAUUGCCACAUGUAUCAUACACUUGGUCGAUGGACAUACGUCAGCUGUACCCAGAAUAUCAAGAGUCUUACGGUAUAAGUAUAGCCUGUACAAGAUGCCUGUAUCUAAUAAUCCAACAGGACGGCCACAAUAGCCAUGCUGCCUGAAAAUAGACGCCUCCGCUAUGCAUUGUAAAAAUAGAUUCUUCUCAUAGCCUACCCUUCAAUCUCGAUUCUCUGCCCC